This is a messenger RNA of Fonsecaea multimorphosa CBS 102226, 510 nucleotides long. RefSeq lists its product as uncharacterized. The coding region runs from base 1 to 510 and encodes 169 amino acids. The transcript is spliced from 3 exons. Lineage: Eukaryota; Fungi; Ascomycota; Eurotiomycetes; Chaetothyriales; Herpotrichiellaceae. The record is from RefSeq and is a predicted model, not a curated record.
AUGUCUUCGAAACGCGGCAAGAGGAUCUCCAUGCCGGCUCGGCUCAACAGGGACGAAGAGAGUGACGGAGACAUGGAGAUGGAGGUCGAGGUCGAGGUCGACGGCACGAGCACGAGUAGCAAUCAGUUGAACUUGAAGAGGAGUGAGGAGAGUUUGAGGAAGAGUAUGGCUAUUGAUGUUGGCCUCCGCAAAGGACAAAGACAGCAACGUCUGGAGCAGGAGUUUGAGGCCCGGUUUCAGGAGCUCAACGCCCAGGUUGACGGGAGGGUGGAGAGGCACCAGCAGGACAUGAGGCGGUAUCGAGACGACUUCCUGACCAGACUGCUCGCGUUAACCGAGAGGAAGGCAGAUGUUGAGAGACGGAUCAUUCACGCAGUUCAAGAGCUCGGCAGGGCGCAUGAAAUGAUCAAGCAAGAGUUUGAAGCCAUUCUGCAAGGCCGGUCGGCGGAUGUUUGUGAGGCCAUGAACACCCUGCGCGAAGUCGAGAAGGCGAGUACGAGGCCGAAUUGA